AGGUGCGCUUAUGUUUCGAAGCAUUCAAAGUAGAGGACGAUGACAUCACAUACACGCGUAUAGCAGCUCCAGUCUACACGAACCCCAUUAAUAAUCGCAAAUCGGCCCAAACUGGUGAACUUCGCAUUUGUCGUCUGAGUAUUGUUACAGGUAGUGUGUCGGGAGGUGAUGAUCUCAUUCUUUUAGUAGAAAAAGUAAGCAAGAAAAAUAUUAAAGUACGAUUCUACGAAACCAACGAAGAUGAUGAGAUUGUUUGGGAAGCCUAUGGAAAAUUCCGUGAAUCCGAUGUACAUCAUCAGUAUGCGAUUGUUUGCCAAACACCGCCAUAUAAAGAUAAAGAAGUAGAUAGACCUGUGGAUGUUUAUGUAGAACUGGUGCGACCUUCUGACGACGAACGUAGUUAUCCACCGGCAACAUUCCGAUACAAGCCACGCGAUAUCGUUGUGUCACGUAAACGUCGUCGAACCUGCUCGAGUGCCACUAGUAGCUCGGGAUCAGCAAGUUCCCUAAGUUCGUUCGAAUUACCAAAGCCAGUGCAAGAACAAACAGCUAACAUAAAAAUGGAAGUAUCACAGACUCAAAUGCAAUAUACAGACAUGGGCAGUUCUCACUAUAUGAAUCAGCCAACCAUAAGUGAGGAAUAUGAUAAAAACUUCCAAAUCAGCAAAUUGAUAGGUAGCGAUAUAUUCAAGGAGUGUAUGCAUAUGAACUCAGAAGAGUUGGCCAAGAUUUGUCCCACAGAUUCGACGGACGCUAUAGAUAGUUUAUAUUCUGAACUUUCUUCAACUGGUACACUUGUCGAGGAUGGUACAUCCUCAACAUCUCUGACAAAUCGACAACUUUCCAGUGAUAUGCGCAAGAUUUAUGUGAAGUCUAUAUUAGGCACACAAGUGGAUGUCCAUACAAAUAGUAAUUUGGAGCGAAUUUUUAAAAUAUUUGAUGGAAUUCGAACCACCAAGAAUUUAGAUCAAGAUACGUUUGCCAAGGCUGCUAAAAUGGUUGAUGAAAUAUUUAUUGAACAUGCUGAAAGGAAUGAAUUGCGGGAGAGUAUUCUACAUGAGAUCAUAGUCAGCGAUAAUCCAAAACUCGUAAUGAAAACCUGCCACAUAUUGGAUUAUUUCAAACUAAAAUACCUAUUCAGCAAAGUGCUAAAUGCGCGCAAUGAGAGUGCUUUACAUACAGCAUGCCUAUACAAUCGUGAAAAAUACAUUCGUCCCCUAUUAGGGCUCGGCUGUGACCCAAAUAUUCAAAACACCUAUGGCGAUACAGCCCUGCACAUAGCUGUGAAAGAACACCACCAAAAAUGCAUUGAAAGUUUUCUCAACAGUGAUAUACAACCCGAUUUGACAAUUAAGAACGAUGAAGGUUUCACUCCUCUUCAUUUAGCAAUUCGCCAAAACAACUAUGAUGUUGCUAAGAAGUUAUUGCAACACGAUCGUAGUGCGGCGCUUGUUCCCAACGCAAAGGAGUGCAACAAUGGUUUACAUAUGGCGGUAUUGCAAUCAAAUUUUGAACUUGUCAAAUUAAUAUUGGAUACUACACAAAAUGUAUCGGAAUUAAUACGGGCAUCAAAUGCGGCAGGACGAACUGCCGGCGAUUUAGCCAGCGAGCUGGACUCUAAGAUGGGAAGCCAAAUUAUCACAUGGUUUGCUUCACUUGGUUACAAUGUAGAUUAUGAUAAUCGUUUGGUCAUAAAAGAAGAAGAGAUGUCUUCAUCUUCAAAUGAAGAUGAUGAAGAUGCUGAAAGUACGAUCACUGUAACCAAUAUAUCUGACGAAAUUAAGGAUAUUGGAAAAUUUAGAAUAAAGGACGAAUUCGUAGGCAUGGGAUUAGACGCUGGAGAAUUACAGCGUGAUAAGCUGAAAAAUCAAGUACUACCAUGCAAUUUCGAUGAAUUAUUGUGCAAUGAAAGUAGAUAUCGAGCUCUUGCCAACGCUUUGAAUGUACAAGAUAAAUGGAAGAGAUUAGCAGUGCCAUGCAAAAUGCAGCAUCUACUAUGCUUAUGGAAUAACGCUGAUGAUAUGCUGGAGUAUAUGCGCAAAAACAUAGAUUACGAAACGUUUGUGUCGUCGUUAGAGCUUAUAGAUAAGAAAAUAUUAAAAUUACUACAAGAAGGAUAAAUACGGAUAUAUGCACAUACCAUCCUACUUGUAUCUAGAAUUACGUUUAUAUGUCUAAAUUAUAGGUAUUAGAAAAUAAAAUAUACCUGCUUACGUAAAUAUUAUGUGUGCAUUUCAUACGUAGAA
Rhagoletis pomonella (apple maggot) is the source of this 2246-nucleotide messenger RNA. RefSeq names its product nuclear factor NF-kappa-B p110 subunit (gene Rel). The record is from RefSeq and is a predicted model, not a curated record. NCBI's taxonomy places the organism in Eukaryota, Metazoa, Arthropoda, Insecta, Diptera, Tephritidae. Gene Ontology annotation, molecular function: DNA-binding transcription factor activity; protein binding; DNA binding. Gene Ontology annotation, biological process: non-canonical NF-kappaB signal transduction; cellular response to stress; regulation of DNA-templated transcription. Gene Ontology annotation, cellular component: cytoplasm.